UACACCCGGGCUCCCCCACCGCAACACUUGGGGGGGGGGGGGGUGUCCCUAUCCCAGAUUCCCAGGUUCCCAUUCCCGCAUUCCCAUUCCCGGGUGCGUUCUCCUCCCAACCUUCCCGCACUUCUGGGUCCUUCCCGCCGGGAUUUCCCCCCGCCCACACAUGGGGGAAAGUGGGGGGGUUGCGCAAACCCCGAGUCACGUCGCCGCAGACCCGGUUGGGCAAUCGAGGAGGGGGACACGGGGCUGGCACCUGCUCGGGCGUUCGGGCUCAGCCCCAGGCAGGAUUUGCCCCCCCUCCGGGACCCCCCUGUCCUGGGGCGAAGGGAGGUGGCCAAGCCGGGACCCUCCGGCCCUGCUGCCCCGCACUGGGGUGUCCCCAGGGUUGGGGACACGAGCUGAGCCCCUCCCCCUCCGGGGGUCCCUCCGUGGGUGGCCCCUGAGCCCCCCUCCCAGCGCCGGGGGUGACUCAGCGGGCGGUGGCCCCGAAACGGGGCAAAACCCACAAAAAUGCGGUCCGACCACUUCCCCCUGCUGUGACGCCAGGGUCUGGGGGGGGGGGGGCUGGGGCCACCAGAGGGGGGUCCGGGGCUACCAAGGUGGGGACAGGACCACCAGGGUGAGGACGGGACCACCAGGGUGGGGACAGGGUCCCCAGCCUGUCUGGGGUGGGGGUCACGACCCUGACCCUGUCUGGGGGUGCGGGACAUGGAGCAGCCCCCCGGCCCCUCCCGGGGUCCCCCCCCCGGCCCUGCCCCGACGUCAGGCCGUGACUCAGCCCGCAGGAUGUGGCCCCGCGCCCGCCCCGGCCCUUCAUAAGGCGGCGGAGCCGGCGGUAGCCCCACAGCGCCCGACGCCAUGGCGGCCUUCGGCCUCCUCCUCCUCCUCAGCGCCGCCGCGGCGGCCUCGGGGAAGGUCGAGCAGGUGCUACAGGAGAGCCUGGACCUGCAGCCCAUCAACAUCGGGCAAGUGCUGCAGGAGGAGGUGGACCCCGUUCUGCCCCCCGACAUCCUGUUAGGGAGGGCCACGACCGUCUCGGGCCGCCCCCCGACCUGGGGCAGCGCCCUGGACGGGUUCCCCCCGGCCUGGCCCGUGGCCGCCGCCGUGACCCGGCACUGCCGCGACCCCCCCACGGUGCCCCCGCCCCCGAUGCUGCCCCCCAACGCCUUCGCCCACCUGCACCGUCAGGCGGCCGCGCUGGCCGCGCUGCGGCCCCGCAUGAGCGACUGCUGCCGGCAGCACAGCCCGCUGCCCUGCGCCCGCCGAGCCUGGACGGACGUGCUGGACGGGUUCUGCACCGAUGAGUUCGCGGUGAAGACGCGGCAGUUCCACUGCUGCCGCCGGCGCGGGGCCGCGCGGCGCCGCUGCUUCGCCCAGGAGACCCCGACCCCCACCUGGGACCCCAACACCACCUGGGAGCCCAACACCGCCUGGGACCUGCUCACCGAGCCCCCCUUCCCGCCCGGGGAGCCCACGGCCGCCAACUUGGGCAACAUCUGCGGGCUGCGGGAGCUGCGCCCCGGCCCCCCCCCGCCCGACGCCCCCUCCGGGCCCCGCAUCGAGCUGCGGGUCCGCCUGGAGCGAGAGUACGGGCGGUGCUGCCGCAACGAGAGCCUGAGCUGCGCCCACAGCGCCUGGCUGAAGGGGAUGAAUCGGUUCUGCCGGGAGGAGUCGGCGGUGAAGACGAGGCACCACUGGUGCUGCCAGCGCAGGGGUCUCCGGGCCCGGGGCCGCUGCUUCGCCGCCGCCGCCCCCGUCCCCGCCUACGACCGGGAGCUGCACAACGUGAGCCUGGUCCGGCCCGGCCCCGGCCUGCUGCGCUCGCUCUGCGGCCCCACCCGCCUCUUCACGCAGAGGCGGCCCGUGCCGGAGCUUUUUGGGGCCAUGACGGCCGCGUGUUGCCCCCUCGCCCCCGAGGAGCGCGGGGUCUGUGCCCGGGAGCAGCUGUCCCAGGCCAUCGCCACGCUCUGUGCCACCCCCGAGGACGCCUGGCGGGACCCCCAGGGCUGCUGCUCGUGGGAGGAGCCCGAGCGGCGCCGCUGCUUCGACAACGCCUACCUGGACCAGGUGACCCUGGGGGCCGCCGUGGCCCCCCCACCCCCCGGCCAGGACGAGUGAACCCCCCCACCCCCGGCAGGAGUGAGGCAAUAAAGAUGCUGUGUUGUCA
Messenger RNA from Pseudopipra pipra, 2164 nucleotides. It is a transcript of the gene ECM1, whose product is annotated as extracellular matrix protein 1. The record is from RefSeq and is a predicted model, not a curated record. Gene Ontology annotation, cellular component: extracellular region. Bases 856 to 2115 code for a protein of 419 amino acids. Gene Ontology annotation, biological process: signal transduction; regulation of bone mineralization. Lineage: Eukaryota; Metazoa; Chordata; Aves; Passeriformes; Pipridae. The transcript is spliced from 7 exons.